AUGGCACUUUGUCUCGACCUAAAUGGAAAAAACAUUGUUACGAAUUGGUUUAUAGUUGAUAUAACGAAAGAAGUAUGGAAGAAAAAAAAGAUUUCGCAUCAAGAAUUUAUUAAAAAUGCUAAAAAAAACGCUUUCGAAAAAAUUGACGCAUGCGAGCUCAACAUAUGGAAAGUUGCUAUUCACGUUAAGAAGGUCCCUCGCGAGGCAUUACGCAAGCGUCUCAAGCUAUUUUUACUUAUGAAUAUCAUAAAUAUUCUUGUUCCAUUUAUUGGUGAACAACCAGACACACUUCUUGAAUCACUUUCAAGAUUCCGGACGGCCUUCCGAACAUGGGCGUCAAACGAAUCAAGAGACCUUACGUUAAAAUGGCAUGCCAACGUUGCAGAAAAAUAA
This is a messenger RNA of Funneliformis caledonium, 393 nucleotides long. NCBI's taxonomy places the organism in Eukaryota, Fungi, Glomeromycota, Glomeromycetes, Glomerales, Glomeraceae. The record is from the annotation of a GenBank genome assembly.